UUUCAAGUACCUAAACGUUCAUGUUAAAAUGACUUUAUACUUUUUUGCAGUUACUCUAAACUCUGUCAUUAUGUUUCACUUUUUUAGACCUAAAGACACUAAAGUUUUCAUAUGAAACAUGGAAGUUUGUUUCAUUAACUCGCCUGUACAGCAGUUGGUUGGUUUCAGUUAAAAUUACUGGUAAAGAAUAAAGAAAUCCUGAUAAAUGUAUGUAAAGGUGUAGUUAACACUCGGCUCUUCUGCAGCGUUCUAGUUCUGCUCCGUUUUAUUUAUAUCUAUAAACCUUCAUACAUUAUAGAAGCUCUGAACGUGAAAACCUUCAGUUUCUUCUACCGCCGUGUUUGUUUUUUUUGUUCAGUUAAAUUUGGCGCAACAUUUGAAACGAAUCAUCUUCCUGUUGAACUCAGCUCCUCCCUGCUUGCUGGCUCAGCCAAUCACAGUCAGGGGGCGGGGCUGGAGGAUUUCCUGUCACUCUAUAUAAGAGCAGGUUCCCUCCGCUGCUGCUCACUCUGUGCUGUAAACUCAGAGAGAAAAAAUGCCCGAACCCGCCAAGUCUGCGCCCAAGAAGGGCUCCAAGAAAGCGGUCACCAAAACCGCCGGCAAAGGAGGCAAGAAGAAGAGAAGGACCAGGAAGGAGAGCUACGCCAUCUACGUGUACAAGGUGCUGAAGCAGGUCCAUCCCGACACCGGCAUCUCCUCCAAGGCCAUGAGCAUCAUGAACUCCUUCGUCAACGACAUCUUUGAGCGCAUCGCCUCCGAGGCUUCCCGUCUGGCUCACUACAACAAGCGAUCCACCAUCAGCUCCAGGGAGAUCCAGACCGCCGUGCGCCUCCUGCUGCCCGGUGAGCUGGCCAAGCACGCCGUGUCUGAGGGAACCAAGGCGGUCACCAAGUACACCAGCUCCAAGUAAACCAGCUGCUGCUGCUGCUGCUCGGUCACAACAACACAAAGGCUCUUUUAAGAGCCACAAACACACUGAAGAGCAACGAUCCUCUGCUGAAUGUGUCCAGUUUUUAAUAUUGAACUGAUUUUAGUUUUAGGUUAUAAAGCAACAAGCUAACUUAUUCUAAUGUGGGAAACUUAAAAUGAGCUUCAUUUGGAUAUAUUUUAGAAAUAUGACCUUAAUGACCCAAUCAUAUGCCACUAAUGUUGUAUGAUUUAUUAUUUUUCUUUUAAAUCUUGGUGUCAAUAUUGUAAAAAAUGCCUUAAGGCUCAAUGCAAACUGAUCAGUUUGCUCCAGUUCUACUUUUUAUUUUCAUUAUUCCAUCUAAAAAUGGACUAAUUUGUCUUUUUUUAAACAAUUUCUGGAUUUAAAUAAAUCUUAAUAUCUCAACAUUUAAAACAGUCUGAUUGACCCUGUAGUUGUAAUUUUUGUCAAUUCCAAACAGAAAUUGAACUGUAGUUUCUGUACAUUAAUAUAAAUUCCUGAGUAUUUGCUGAA
Messenger RNA from Xiphophorus couchianus (Monterrey platyfish), 1441 nucleotides. Its product is annotated as histone H2B 1/2-like. Gene Ontology annotation, cellular component: nucleosome. The record is from RefSeq and is a predicted model, not a curated record. NCBI's taxonomy places the organism in Eukaryota, Metazoa, Chordata, Actinopteri, Cyprinodontiformes, Poeciliidae. Bases 536 to 910 code for a protein of 124 amino acids. Gene Ontology annotation, molecular function: structural constituent of chromatin; protein heterodimerization activity; DNA binding. The transcript has a single exon.